This is a messenger RNA of Aaosphaeria arxii CBS 175.79, 2686 nucleotides long. RefSeq lists its product as uncharacterized. The transcript is spliced from 6 exons. Lineage: Eukaryota; Fungi; Ascomycota; Dothideomycetes; Pleosporales. The record is from RefSeq and is a predicted model, not a curated record. Gene Ontology annotation, biological process: DNA-templated transcription; positive regulation of transcription by RNA polymerase II. Bases 129 to 2423 code for a protein of 764 amino acids. Gene Ontology annotation, molecular function: zinc ion binding; DNA-binding transcription factor activity, RNA polymerase II-specific; sequence-specific DNA binding.
AUAAAAGCCACCAUUCGAUGUUGCGGGUGAAUAUCCGCACACGAGCGGUAUAAUGUCCGAUUGCCAUGGACCAAACUUGUUAGCACCUCCACGUGGUAUGUGGGCGGAGAUUCAACAUUUUAGAAAUUAUGGAGAUAUCAGGAAUGGAAAAGAACACAAUUUCGAUCGCAAGCUUCUCGUACAUGAUUCGAUAUGUUCGCAAAAAAAUUGACCUGAUCAGAGUAUCCAUUCUCUUGUUUCUGUCGGUGCUUACUAAUCAAGGCACGUGGGGCCGACUACACCCUAAAUUCACGAAGACGCUAUGGUGCAUGAUCAAACAUCGCCGUCGCCAUGAUACAAUGUCAGACACCUCGUCAUUGCAUACGGCGCAUCCGCAUGCUUCUCAGGCCUGCAAGCGGUGUUCGGUGAACAAGAAGAAGUGUGAUCGACGACUUCCUCGAUGCACAGCAUGUGUCACAGCAGAUGCUUCGUGUGAAGCGCCGAUAAAGGCUGGUGACAGGAGGCUCAUGCGCCAUGUGGAAGAACUUCGAGAUGAAAAUAGGGAGCUUAAAAACCAGAUAGCUAUCCUUCGGCGGGAACUGAAUUCUAGAGAUGGCCCUGUAAGGAGUGGGGAUAUCGAAACAAGUUUACAGCAGCAAGCGCCCCAAGCAAUAGCCCUGCCUUUGCCUUUUCUGGCGUCCAACGACCAUCCCAUUCUCCUCCGGUACUCACGGCACCAAACGCUCCUUCAUUUCAUUUUUGUGGAAUUUGGCCUGCAGGAGGCAGAAUUUGGCAAUCAAAGCAAUGAUGAUUCUGGCCAAACAUCGAAUCAUGACGAAUCCUCAGGCGACAUCAACCACCUUCCAAGUAUGGAGGACACUCGCACUAUGAUAAGAGCGCUUCUUGAGUCAGCAAAACAUGGACCGAGUAACCUGGACAAGAUCGUUGGUCUGAGACAGCUUGAAGAAGAUUGCCACCUGGUCUACAGCCCUGGAGGAUUGACGGCGCCUGAAUACGCUGGUAGUCGAUUCAGGUGCUUCACCACCCUUUAUCUCGCGAUGUGCAUGGCAGCCGCAGCUAAUGGAGAUGAAAUUGACACAAACAACCAAGCCAUAGCUUGUCGAACUUUCGGAUUGAAAGAAUUGGCUUCGGUGACUUCGAGAGAAGAUCUAGCCUGUGUAGAGGCGCUCACCCUUCUUUGCGAGCUUGCCAUUCAUGCACCUGGUGGUCCGAAUCUUUGGCAGCUUGUAGGGCUGGCCACGCGGACUGCCAUCGCUAUCAAUCUCCAUCGCAAGGAUGAUAUCUUCCUCCCUACAAUCUAUCCAGGCUGGCCUGUCACAAGUGAAGAUUCUAACACUGUAUCUGCCCGGAACCAAAGGCGAAAAGAUCUCUUCUGGGCUCUGUACAGCCUCGACAGACUAACGGUCUUUAUCCUAAACCGGCCAGUGUCGAUCAGGGAGGAGGAUAUUGACGUAGAUCUCCCACCGUCUACUAUGUGGCCCGAAGGGAAGUAUGCCACCGUAUCAAGCGAGGCACUGUGGGUCCACCACCUGCAGGCAAGGCGCUUGUACGGUCAGAUACAUGGAUCGUUGCAUGGUAGUGUCAAGCCUUCGACGGACGAAGAAGCGUCGCGACAUGACGACGUAAUUGCUCGAUAUAUGCAACAAGUACAGCAAUGGUAUAUGAAAAGCCGAUUCAAUGCCACCGUCAUCCCUUUCUCCGAAGAAUCCAUCAAGCGUCACGUGCUCGAUGAUGUCCAAUAUCAUCAGAUGGUCAUGGCUCUUCAUCAACCCUCUGUACUCAUUCCGAACGUUUCUUCGGCAUCAAUCGCGACUCUUACCCGAUCCGCUAGUCUCUCAGUAAACCUAUUCCAUCAUGCUGCCUCCCGGAAACAAAUGAAUAUUCAUUGGGUGAACAUUUACCAUGUCUUCACGUCUUGUGCAAUAUUAAUAUAUUGCUUUCGCGAACAUCAACUGCGAUCUGAUUUGAUCGCUAUUCCUCAAGCCGAAGUCACAUCGAUGAUCUCCCGCUCCCGCCAAGCUCUGGCCCUUUUUCGAGGCGUUGGCAGCCUCGUGGGACGAUACGAAGAUAUGUUCAGUCAAUUGGUACAUGCUUUUGAAACCUCUUACACUUUCGAUCCAUCAGCGGUCCCCAACCCUGCAUCACCUUCCAGUCUUCCACUUACACACCAGCAAACCCUUUCGCCCCUCAAUCCAUCCAACGUCGAUUCUGACCAGGAUCCUAGCGCAGCCUUCGCCUUCGACGUGGACAUGAUCUUCGACGGUCUCAUGCCUGAAGGAAGAACGCCAAUUGCCUCCGCAUCUCCGGCAUUUGCAGAAGCUGUGCUUCCUACUGAACAGCCCACAUUACUUUCGCCAACGUAUUGGGCGGAUGCGUCACAAAAUACAUAUAUGGAGCUUGAGAGGUCCGAUGAAGGGAGAUGAGGGCCCUUCUAUACUCCACGAAGCUAUUUGCUUAUCGGCAAAUGAUCCAACGGUGCAGCGGGGAACGCAGUGCACUAGUCGCAUCAGACGGUAUCGCGUCCAAGUGUUUAUCUCGGCCCCAUACCCGCCCCAGAACACACUUUUGGUUGAAUCAUAUUUUGGUGCCCUUAGGCCACUAUAAUCUGAUUCUUUGUUGGCUCCGUACCUCCGAAGCAAUCCACUGGGACCAUGCCUAUGCAUUCCGCCACUUUCUCCAGGAUUAU